AUGAAGGCGGCGCUAGCCCUCGCGCUUUUGGGCCUGUCCCUGGCAGCAGCCCAGACCCGCUGGCAGCCCCAGCUGGCCGAUCGCUACAACUACCAGCUUGGAGAGCUGUUCGUUGUUCCCACUCACUUUAUCCCGGGCGUCAAGGUGUAUGCGCUUGACGGGUGGGACACGCCCGCGUCCACUGUGUCGUGGCUGGUCAGCCAGGGGGCCUACCCAGUCUGCUACUUUAGCGCCGGCUCGUUCGAGAACUGGCGCCCCGACGCGUCCCAGUUCCUGGCCAGCGACAAGGGCGCGGCCAUGGACGGCUGGCCGGGAGAGUGGUGGCUCGACGUCCGCUCCUCCAACGUCAGGAAGAUAAUGCAGCAGCGCAUCGCCAUGUGCAAGUCCAAGGGAUUCGUUGCCGUCGACCCCGACAACGUGGAUGGCUACACAAACGCCAACGGCGUGGGCCUCACCGCCGCCGACCAGCUGUCCUACAACACGUUCCUGGCCAACGAGGCGCAUGCGCAGGGCAUGGCCAUUGGUCUCAAGAACGAUCUCAACCAGCUGACCCAGCUGACACCCUACUUCGACUUCUUUGUGAAUGAGCAGUGCAACCAGUACAGCGAGUGCGGGAUGUACGCCCCCAGCAAGGCGGCCGGCAAGCCUGUCUGGAACAUCGAGUACACCUCGACCAACUUCAACAAGGGCUGCACCCAGCAGACCACCAUGGGGAUGCGCACCACCCUCAAG
This is a messenger RNA of Monoraphidium neglectum, 732 nucleotides long. RefSeq lists its product as hypothetical. Lineage: Eukaryota; Viridiplantae; Chlorophyta; Chlorophyceae; Sphaeropleales; Selenastraceae. The record is from RefSeq and is a predicted model, not a curated record. The annotation marks the transcript as partial. The transcript has 5 exons.